CCUAAUUUUCUGUAUUUAUAUCCAAUAAACAAAAGCCCAUCUUUUCACUCUCAAACAACAAUAAUGGCGACACCAAUGGCUGAAGAUACAAGCUUUGAAGACGAUCAGCUUGCACCAAUGUCCACCGAAGAUAUUCAGAGGGCUUCUCGUCUUCUUGACAAUGAAAUACGCAUCCUCAAGGAAGAAUUGCAAAGGAACAAUCUUGAAUUGGACUCUUUUAAAGAUAAAAUAAGAGAGAAUCAAGAAAAGAUUAAAUUGAACAAACAACUUCCUUAUUUGGUUGGCAAUAUUGUUGAGAUACUGGAGAUGAAUCCCGAGGAUGAAGCAGAGGAAGACGGAGCCAACAUUGACUUGGACUCACAAAGGAAGGGUAAAUGUGUUGUGCUAAAAACAUCUACUCGCCAGACAAUUUUCUUGCCUGUGGUUGGCCUUGUGGACCCAGAUAAGCUGAAGCCUGGUGAUUUGGUUGGUGUGAACAAAGACAGUUACUUGAUAUUGGACACCUUGCCAUCUGAGUAUGAUUCUCGAGUCAAGGCCAUGGAGGUUGAUGAAAAACCAACUGAAGAUUAUAACGACAUUGGAGGCCUUGAGAAACAGAUACAAGAGCUGGUAGAGGCUAUAGUUUUGCCAAUGACCCAUAAAGAGCGGUUCCAAAAUCUAGGUGUCCGUCCACCAAAAGGUGUGCUCUUAUAUGGCCCCCCAGGAACUGGGAAAACUUUAAUGGCCCGUGCAUGUGCUGCACAAACAAAUGCCACUUUUCUGAAGCUAGCAGGACCCCAGCUUGUUCAGAUGUUUAUUGGUGACGGUGCAAAGCUUGUCCGUGAUGCAUUUCAACUGGCAAAAGAGAAAUCUCCUUGCAUUAUUUUCAUUGAUGAGAUUGAUGCUAUUGGUACAAAACGGUUUGACAGUGAAGUUAGUGGCGAUAGGGAGGUGCAGCGAACUAUGUUAGAACUACUUAAUCAGUUGGAUGGUUUCAGCAGUGAUGACCGGAUUAAGGUGAUAGCAGCAACAAAUCGGGCUGAUAUUUUAGAUCCUGCCCUCAUGCGUUCUGGACGGUUGGAUCGUAAGAUUGAGUUUCCUCAUCCUACUGAAGAAGCAAGGGCCCGAAUCAUGCAGAUUCAUUCCCGUAAGAUGAAUGUUCACCCAGAUGUGAACUUUGAAGAGCUGGCUCGAUCUACAGAUGAUUUCAAUGGGGCACAAUUGAAAGCUGUUUGUGUGGAAGCAGGCAUGCUAGCUCUUCGCCGUGAUGCCACAGAGGUAAACCAUGAAGACUUUAAUGAAGGAAUCAUCCAAGUUCAGGCUAAGAAGAAAGCAAGCUUAAAUUACUAUGCUUAAAAAGGUGGCAUCGUAUUGUACUUUACAGUUUCAAGCGAUUGGAUAUUUUUUCUAAUGAUUUUCGUCAUGUUAGAUUUACGUACUUCCACACCUCCAUAUUUCCUAGAACAUAUUUUGUUUUCUUUACUUUCUUCUGAUAUUGAUGAAAAUUUGAACCGUAUCAUUAACAAAUUUACUCGUAUAGUUUGUUUGGAUA
This is a messenger RNA of Erigeron canadensis, 1531 nucleotides long. RefSeq names its product 26S proteasome regulatory subunit 6A homolog. The record is from RefSeq and is a predicted model, not a curated record. Gene Ontology annotation, molecular function: proteasome-activating activity; ATP binding; ATP hydrolysis activity. Bases 64 to 1335 code for a protein of 423 amino acids. Lineage: Eukaryota; Viridiplantae; Streptophyta; Magnoliopsida; Asterales; Asteraceae. The transcript is spliced from 10 exons. Gene Ontology annotation, biological process: proteasome-mediated ubiquitin-dependent protein catabolic process. Gene Ontology annotation, cellular component: proteasome regulatory particle, base subcomplex.